Messenger RNA from Leishmania mexicana MHOM/GT/2001/U1103, 1893 nucleotides. RefSeq lists its product as hypothetical. The coding region runs from base 1 to 1893 and encodes 630 amino acids. Gene Ontology annotation, biological process: UDP-N-acetylglucosamine biosynthetic process. The transcript has a single exon. Gene Ontology annotation, molecular function: UDP-N-acetylglucosamine diphosphorylase activity. The record is from RefSeq and is a predicted model, not a curated record. NCBI's taxonomy places the organism in Eukaryota, Euglenozoa, Kinetoplastea, Trypanosomatida, Trypanosomatidae.
AUGACGAACCCGUCCAACUCCAACCUGCAGGCGCUGCGCGAGGAGCUCUGCGCGCCUGGCCUGGAUCAGGGUCACCUCUUCGAGGGAUGGCCGGAGACCGUGGAUGAGUGCAACGAGAGGCAGGUCGCCCUCCUCACAGAGCUGUACAUGUUUUCCAGCGUGUAUCCCGGCGGCGUCGUUCAGUACAUCCGUAACGGACGCGAGCUGCUGGCGCGUGAGAGCGAGGAGGUGGACUUUGCAGCGCUGGAGAUGCCCCCUCUCAUCUUCGAGGCGCCGUCGCUGCACCGGCGCACGGCGGAGAGGACAGCUCUGGAGAAAGCCGGCGCGGUGAUGCUGUGCAAGACGGUGUUCGUGCUGGUUGCUGGCGGUCUGGGCGAGCGUCUGGGCUACUCGAACAUCAAGGUGGGCCUGCCAGUGGAGACGGCGACGAACACAGCGUAUCUCGCCUACUACCUCCAGUGGGCACAGCGGGUGGGGGGGAAGGAGGUACCGUUUGUGAUAAUGACCUCUGACGACACGCACGACCGCACGCUGCAGCUCCUGCGCGAGCUGCAGAUGGAGGUGCCCAACUUGCAUGUGCUCAAGCAGGGGCAGGCCUUCUGCUUCGCCGACAGCGCCGCGCACCUCGCCGUGGACGAUACAGGAAGGCUGCUGCGCAAGCCGCACGGUCACGGUGACGUGCACUCCCUCAUCUACAACGCGACUGGGAAGAGAGACGUGGCGCGGGACUCCGGCGACGGUACCGCGACGGCGCAGCCACUCGUGAACGAGUGGCUGGCGGCCGGCUACGAGUCCAUUGUCUUCAUGCAGGACACCAACGCCGGCGCGAUGAUCACAAUCCCCAUCAGCCUCGCCUUGAGCGCCGAGCAUUCACUCGACAUGAACUUCACCUGCAUCCCUCGUGUGCCGAAGGAGUCGAUUGGGCUGCUAUGCCGAGCCAAGAAGAACAGCGGCGGUCCGUGGCUGGUCGCGAACGUGGAGUACAAUAUCUUUGCCGAGGUCUCGCGCACGCUUAACAAGGAUGGCGGCGAAGAAGUCGGGGACUCCACUGGCUUCUCCCCGUUCCCUGGGAGCGUCAACACCCUCGUGUUCAAGCUCUCCAGCUACGUGGACCGGCUGCGGGAGUCGCACGGUGUCGUGCCGGAGUUCAUCAACCCCAAGUACUCGGACGAGACGCGUCGCUCCUUCAGAAAGCCCGCACGCAUCGAGUCCCUCAUGCAGGACAUCGCGCUGCUCUUCUCUGAGGACGACUACCGCGUCGGCGGCACCGUCUUCGAGCGAUUUUCGUACCAGCCAGUGAAGAACUCGCUUGAGGGGGCGGCGGCGCUCGUGGCGCAGGGUAACAGCGCCUACUGCGCCGCCACGGCUGAGGCGGACUUCUACGAACUGCAGCGGCGCCGUCUCAAGGCCAUCGGCCUGCCGCUCUUCUACAGCUCACACGCGGAGGUGACGGUGGCGAACGGCGCCGUUGGCGUGCAUCUCUUCCCGAUCAUCGUGCUGGAUGCCAUGUGCGCGUCAAGCGGAUCCCUCGACGACCUUUCGAGCGUCUUUCCGACGCCGGAAAAGGUGCACAUCGAUCAGCACAGCACCUUGAUUCUUGAGGGUCGCGUCAUUAUUGAAAGCCUGGAGCUAUACGGCGCACUCACGAUUCGCGGCCCGACAGACCCGACGGCGCUGCCGCACGUAGUACGCAACGCUGUGGUGCGCAAUGCCGGUUGGUCGGUACACGCGAUCUUGCCCCUCUGUGCUGAGGGCGACAGCAGGUUGCCCGAGGUGGACCGCAUCCGCGGAUUUGUGCUGGAGAAGACGGCCAUGACGGUGAUGGACUGCCAUACGAAAGGCGAGUCGGAGGCCGGUGAGCCGUCUGGUGCGGCUGACCCGGCCAAGCUGUAG